Molecule: messenger RNA, 1428 nt
Organism: Anneissia japonica
Lineage: Eukaryota; Metazoa; Echinodermata; Crinoidea; Comatulida; Comatulidae
Product: basement membrane-specific heparan sulfate proteoglycan core protein-like
Exons: 1
Coding region: 19-1395 (458 amino acids)
Biological process (GO): cell-cell adhesion
Cellular component (GO): cell-cell junction
Molecular function (GO): cell adhesion molecule binding
Source: RefSeq, a predicted model, not a curated record
CUUAAGUUUUUGUUCAACAUGUCUGUUGAAUUGUUUAAAACAAUCCCAAUGUUAGUAACACUAAAUUUACUGGCUACGUGUAUAUUUGGUUGCUGUGGUGCUGUUAUUGUUUUUGAGGAUGUACCAUCAGGUGGCGAAAUUAGGCUUGGUAAGGAUCACUCACUGUCGUGUGUUGUUAGUGGAAUAAGAUACGAAAGUCUGACUUGGUUUAAAGAUGGUACUCAAAUACAAAUAGAAGAUGUAGACGAAAAAAGAAUUUCCAUAGCAAAAAGCGAACUAUCUAUCGGAAAUUUAUCUACAUUGGUUAUAAACAAUGUAAUGCAAAAUGAUGCUGGGCUAUAUCAAUGCGUCGUUAUAACACCGAUGUCUGAGUCGGUGUUGAGUAGUUCUCCUGAAGCUGAAUUGAUUAUUCUUUCGCUACCCGCACCAGAAUAUCCACUUUGUUCUGAGCCUGAUAAUGCUAUUAUUGCAGGAUCAACGGUAGAAUUAACAUGUGUUUCUGAAAGGGUGUAUCCCCAAGUGAGUUUACAAUUUACUCGCAACUCUGAGCCCGUGAAUACAAGAAAAAUGUUAACAGAAACAGGUAACCUGGUAACACUUCCUUUUACAUUAAAAACCAGCAAAGAUAACAAUGGUGACAUUUAUGAAUGCCACCAAUAUUCAUCUCUGGAUUCAAAUUAUCAAAAGUUAUGUACGAUGAAACCUUUAAACAUACAAUACAAACCUGAGAUAAAAAUACAGCAUACUAAUCCAGUGCUACCUGGACGAGAGACAAUUCUCUUUUGUCAGACAUUUGCUAACCCGCCUGUUUCAUAUUAUCAGUGGACAUCAGUACCUCAAUUAAGAGCAGAAAAUAUCAUCGUUGAUAGAACUGGACAAGUACUAAAGUUAUUACGACCUUCAUUAUCACAUAGUGGAACAAAUAUAACAUGUAUUGCUACAAAUGAAAUUGGAAAAGUAUCGUCAUCUAUAGAACUACAAGUUUCUCACUCUAUAGGUAAUUCAGAAACUAAUAACAAUCCACACGAAUCAACAAGUAAUCAAAAAUCAGAAACGUCAGCAAAAAAUAUUGGUUUAUCAUUUGACGUUAUAAUCAUUAUCGUUGCUGGAGUUGUUAUUAUUGUUAUACUUGUUGUUCUGGUUCCCGUCUACCAUUACUGUUUGUGUCGUAACAAUACUACGACCGUUAAUGCGUCAGGAGAAGAAUUAACUCAACCAGAAGUGUAUUAUGAAUCUAAAGAUGGAGUAAUUUUAAGGCAUACGAUACAAGAUCGUUCAUUGCCUCGUGUACCUACCACAGAAGUGUAUGGUCAUUGGAGACAUUCAACGGCUUCACAAGUUCCCAAUGAUCUUGAAUCCCAUAGUUAUACAUAUAUUGAUACUGAGAAUGAUUAAAUUUUUUAUAAUGAGAUGCUUGUACUUUUUAUA